Messenger RNA from Cryptomeria japonica (Japanese cedar), 1603 nucleotides. RefSeq names its product purine permease 3. Lineage: Eukaryota; Viridiplantae; Streptophyta; Pinopsida; Cupressales; Cupressaceae. Gene Ontology annotation, cellular component: membrane. Gene Ontology annotation, molecular function: purine nucleoside transmembrane transporter activity. The record is from RefSeq and is a predicted model, not a curated record. The transcript is spliced from 2 exons. Bases 216 to 1301 code for a protein of 361 amino acids.
CGACAGAUCUAUCUGUAGCAGUUCUUACUCAGAAUAGGAUCAAACUUUAUGGUUGCCGUAUAGGUACAAGUUUCUUUCUAUCCUCUCUGUUGACGAGGAAAAUACAGUCAUCCAAGCAAACAGGGGAGAUUGAAAUUCUCCUUAAAUAAACAAGGGAGGCUGAGAUAAAAUGAUGUGGGUAAGGUAGGCCAAGGUAGAUCUGGAAAGAGCCCGGAAUGGAAUCAAACAAGAAAAGCUUAAGGCAAUGGCUUCUCUUGGUGUUUAACUGUGGGGCUCUGUGCAUUGGCACAACAGCAGGUCCCCUGUUACUUCGCUUCUAUUUCCUCCAUGGGGGCAGUCGCAUAUGGUUCUCUGCCUGGCUUGAAACUGGAGGGUGGCCUCUUCUCAUUAUACCCAUUUGGCUUUCUUCACGCAAUAAACAGUCCUCUGAAGGUACCCAUGUAACUCCCAGGCUUUGCCUUGCAUCCAUUGUACUGGGUAUUCUCACUGGUCUAGAUGACUUCUUUUAUGCUUGGGGGGUUUCUUAUCUCCCUGUCUCCACCUCCUCUCUGUUGAUUGCCUCUCAGCUUGGCUUCAAUGCAGUCUUUGCAUACUUCUUAGUCAAGCAGAAGUUUACAGCAUAUUCAAUCAAUGCUGUCGUCUUGCUCACCCUGGGUUCAGGCAUGUUGGCCCUGCACACCAGUAGUGACAGGCCAGAGGGAGUCACUAAGGGUCAAUAUUGGCUAGGGUUUGCUGUCACCAUUGUUGCAGCUGUUCUUUAUGGAUUCAUUCUUCCUUUGAUUGAGUUUGUCUAUAAGAAGACCACAGUCAGAAUAACAUACACUCUGGUUAUGGAGAUGCAGCUUAUAAUGUCCUUUUCAGCCACUGCUUUCUGUACAGUGGGUAUGAUUGUGAACAAGGAUUUCCCUGCUAUUGGAAGAGAGGCAAGGGCAUCUGAUGUGGGGGAGUUCAUAUAUUACAUGAUGUUGGUCUGGAAUGCAAUCUGCUGGCAGCUCUUCUUCAUUGGGGUGUUUGGUGUCAUCUUUGUGAGUACUUCUCUGUUGAGUGGUGUUUUGAUUGCUGUCUUUAUCCCUGUUACAGAGGUGCUUGCAGUGAUCUUUUACCAUGAGAAGUUCAGUGGGGAGAAGGGCAUGGCUCUGGGUUUGUCUUUGUGGGGAUUUGCAUCCUAUUUGUAUGGAGAAUAUAAGGAAUCCAAAUCACAAACAAGCAAAAUACCAGAGGAGCACCCUGCAACGCCUCAGGAAGAAGAAGAAAUGACUGAACUUGUUGUUGAAGAAGCCAAGGCUAACAAAACCCCAUGACCCACAACUUCCUUGUGAUUCUAAACAUAUACUCGCAGGUGGUUGUCAAUUUAUUGAAUUAAAAAAAGCUGGCCGAUGUUGAUUGGCAUUUGGCUCUGGUUAUUAAACAGAUCACUUAUGUUGGACCCUUGACUCUGUCAUUUUUUCCCAUAUCUCUCAUGAAUGGAAUGGUGUGGCCGACUGUUUGGCUAAGUGGGCGUCAGAGUAUAUACAGGAUUGGAAUAUUACGGAUCAGAGGCAUCUUCCCCUUGAAUUGUCUCACGAAUUGGAUCAACUUGUUGCUCGGGAUAAGGCUCAUUAGA